This is a messenger RNA of Perkinsus marinus ATCC 50983, 552 nucleotides long. Its product is annotated as Tetratricopeptide repeat protein, putative. The record is from RefSeq and is a predicted model, not a curated record. Gene Ontology annotation, molecular function: protein binding. The coding region runs from base 1 to 552 and encodes 183 amino acids. NCBI's taxonomy places the organism in Eukaryota, Perkinsozoa, Perkinsida, Perkinsidae. The transcript is spliced from 6 exons.
AUGAGCUCAGUGGCGGAGAUUAUAGAAGCCUGCGAGGGGUACAAAGCUGAUGGGAACGAGUACUUCAAAGCAGGUAAUUAUAAAAAGGCUCUAUUUAAAUACCAUCUGGCCCUCAACGAGUUACGAGUGUUGAGAGACCCUAAUGGGCAGAAGUCCGAGGCAGAUAGUUUAGCGUCUAUGGUGGGGCCAUCGGGGGAGGGGAGACCUACGCCCACUAGGGCCGAGGAUUUGGCCCAUAUCAACGAGUUAAAACGGACGAUACAUCUUAAUAUGGCUAACUGCUACUGUAAAGAAGCAAAGUUCAAGAAGGGCGUUGAUGCUGCUACUACCUCGAUCGAGUUGAAGCCGACGGCUAAGGCCUUCUACAGGAGAGCAGUAGCGUGGGCUGGCAGAGGGGACUAUGAUGCUGCCAUAUCGGACUUAAAUGAGGCUGCUUCCCUCGACCCAACUGAUAGGUCGAUUAAGGUCGAGAUGGACUUAAUCGAACGGAAGAAUAAAGCCGAGACUGCUAAGCAACGGAGGAAGCUAGCUGGUAUGUUUGAACGCUCCUGA